AUGAUCGGUAUUGGAAUGGAAGGCUCGGCCAACAAGGUCGGCAUUGGCAUCAUGCUGCACCCAGAAGACGGCAGCGAGCCGAAGGUCCUUGCCAAUGUCCGUCACACAUACAACGCCCCACCAGGCGAGGGUUUCCUGCCCAAGGACACGGCUCGACACCAUCGUGCGUGGGUGGUGAAGCUAGUGAAGGAUGCACUGAAGGAGGCGAAAGUGACAGUGGACGAUGUGGACUGUAUUUGCUUCACACAAGGUCCUGGCAUGGGUGCCCCGCUACAGAGCGUGGCUAUCGCAGCGCGGAUGAUGAGUCUGCUUUGGGGAAAGAAAUUGGUCGGGGUAAAUCACUGUGUUGGACAUAUCGAAAUGGGCCGUCUGAUUACUGGCGCUUCGAACCCCGUCGUCCUCUACGUCUCCGGCGGAAACACACAAGUGAUCGCGUAUAGCUCCCAGCGAUACCGUAUUUUUGGCGAGACUCUCGAUAUCGCGGUGGGCAACUGUCUGGACCGGUUCGCGCGCACGCUACACAUUCCUAAUGAUCCCUUUCCCGGGUAUAAUAUCGAGCAGCUUGCGAAGCAGGGCAAGCGGCUAGUGGACCUCCCAUACGUGGUGAAAGGCAUGGAUUGCUCUUUCUCCGGGAUUCUUGCGGCAAGCGAUGGACUAGCUGCCACAUAUGGAUUAGGUGGCUCGGAGCAGGCCAAGCUAGACGCGGAGAAAAGUGCCUUGAAUACGGAAGAGAGUCAGGACCUGGAUGCUAAGCCUACUCGUGCGGAUCUCUGCUUCUCAUUACAGGAAACUGUAUUUUCAAUGCUCGUGGAGAUUACAGAACGUGCAAUGGCCCAUGUUGGCUCUAAGGAGGUGCUUAUUGUUGGUGGUGUGGGCUGCAAUGAGCGAUUGCAGGAGAUGAUGGGUAUCAUGGCUCGGGAUCGCGGUGGCAGUGUCUUUGCCACGGAUGAGCGCUUCUGCAUUGAUAACGGUAUCAUGAUUGCCCAGGCUGGAAUGCUGGCACAUAAGAUGGGUUUGAAUACUCCGCUUAAGGACACUAUUUGUACCCAGCGCUUCCGAACGGAUGAGGUGUGGGUGAAGUGGCGGGAUGAUUAA
Molecule: messenger RNA, 1095 nt
Organism: Penicillium atrosanguineum
Lineage: Eukaryota; Fungi; Ascomycota; Eurotiomycetes; Eurotiales; Aspergillaceae
Gene: kae1
Product: O-sialoglycoprotein endopeptidase
Exons: 2
Coding region: 1-1095 (364 amino acids)
Biological process (GO): tRNA threonylcarbamoyladenosine modification
Cellular component (GO): EKC/KEOPS complex; cytoplasm
Source: RefSeq, a predicted model, not a curated record